CCUCCGGCCAUUCUGCACCCCGCCCCCCUCGGCGAUCCGAUUGUCCACCGUCCGUUUAAAUGGACCGGAUCCGGUGCACCUCUGGCUCCCCUCGUCCAGACCGGCCCCGCUUUUCCGUCGCCCAGGAGGAUGGGGCUCGCUUGUCCGACGCUUUCCGCCUCCCCCCCCCCCACGCCUCCACGCAACGGUCCCCAACCGCGCUGCAGUCGCCUCCCCGCUUCUUUGGAGAGCGAGGCCCAUUCAUCUUACGUGAGAAAUGGACUCGCUUCAGGUUCGCCGUGCAGUGCUGGAGGCAAACAGCAUCCUCUCCUCUUCCAAGGAUAACAUCCAGAUCUGUGAGGCUUUGCUGACCAUUAAGAGAUACCUAGGUGGGACUGGAAGUCCACCCUCUGUGAAAGAGAAGGAAGAAUUUAUCCACAGCCAUUUCACGACCUUUCUGCAAUGCCUUAUCAGUAACCUGACUCCCGAUUGGCCAGAGCUUUUCCAGUCAGACGAGGAAAAGGAGUUGUGGGAUAGCUUUUUCCUCGAAGGACCGGCAGAUCAGUCCUUUAUGGUUUUAAUGGACUCUGUCAUUUCUACAGGGCCCAGCUUCCGUCUGAAUAAAGUCACUGACGUCUUGGAGCAGUUCCUACGGAGAGGGGGGCUGUCGUCUUUGAUGUGGGAGGUGUGCAAGCAGCAAUCCCAAGCUGGCUCUCUGGUGCUGCAGGAGGCUCUCCUCAACAAAGUCGUCUGCCUGCCUGACCACCUUGCCAACAAGCUCCGGGAAGAAAACCACCCCAUCUUCUUCCCCCAAAACUACUUCCCGUUGCUCGCUGCAGAGAUCGUCCAAGUGCUUGAAAGGAUCUCAGAAUCGCUGCGAGGUGGUUUGGACUGUUCUGUUUCCUUCAUGUCUCAAGUGCUGGGGAAGGUCUGCGUACACGGAAGGCAGAAGGAACUCCUGAGCGUCUUGGUGCUGCACUUGACGGAUCGGAUCCAGUCCGAUUGCAUUUGGCAGCGGAUGUGCUGGCGGCUGAUCGAGGGCGUCCCGGAUCGCUGGAUGGAAGCUGUCAUCUGUGGGUUUGUUCAGGCAGUGCCAGGGCCUGCUGAAUUGUUCCGGCUGCUGGGGAAUUUGGUCGUCAAAAGCAAGAAGGCUCGGUUUGUGAUGACCCAGAAGCUACUGCUGCUUCAGUACAGCCAUCCGACGGUGGUAUUGCAGAGCCUCAUUGGGUACCUAGCCCUGGAUAGCCGACAGCGUCCCCUACUGAUCAAGGUCUUGAAGGAACUGCUGGAGACCUGGGGAAGCAGCAGUGCUGUGAAACACUCUCCGGUGGAGCAGCAGCUGUACAUAAGCAAGGCCAUCCUCAUCUGCCUCUCGCACGUGAAAGACGCAGAAAUAGAGAGCAGCAGGCAAGAGCUGCUCAUAAAUAUGAUGGAAGGGAUGAAGUGCCACCUGGACAGCAACUUGCCACGGGUCCGCCAUCUGGGAAUGGUGGUAGCAGAGAGCAUCAGUACCAGGAUAACACCGGCAGGACCUGCCUUGAAAUUUCAGUAUGAAGAAGAUGAGGAGAUCAGAGAACUCAAGUCCUUGCUGACCCAGAGACCAGAACAGGCUCUUGUCCGUGAUCUGCCAGGCACUGUGAGAAACACACCACCUGUGACAUCGAGCGCCAGGGCAAAACUCAAUGCAAAGCCAUGCCUGGCCUCUUCAGCAGACCCAGGGAAGGGGGUCGACUACGACCUGGACAGUGACGACGACCUUGUCCCGUAUGACAUGUCUGAAGAUAAAGAACUGAGGAAGAGCAAGGCUCCCGCCUACAUCCGAGACUGUAUCGAAAUCUUGACGGGGCCUGAAGAUGCAGACAGGUACGAGGCCACAAUGGGCAUCCUGGAGACGUUGAUCCGAAGAAAUACAGCAGCUGCACGAGAGGUGAGCGUGGAACUAACCAAAGUCCUGCUGCACUUGGAAGAGAAGGGUUACAUCGAAGGCUUUGCGUGGCUCCGGCAAAGCGCUCUAGUGGCUCUGGCUGCCACGGAUCCAGUCCCGGUGUCUCGCUUCUUGACCACAGAGUUCUACUCCCUGAACUACAGCCUCCGCCAGCGCAUGGACAUGUUGGAUGUGCUGGCCAGAGCCGCUCAGGAACUCUCUCGGCCUGUUCCGUUGAAACCGGAGCUCCAGACUCUCAAACAGCCCAGCGUCCAGAUGCUGUCUGGCAACGGUCCACCUCCAGACUGGCGACAAGUUGUGGAAGAAAGGAUCAAAAGCAAGACCCGGCGGUUUGCAAAGGGCCCAUCUCGAGCAGAGCAACCGUGCGCUCCCAACACAUUUGGCCCAGUUGCCGGUCACUUCUUCUUUCCGCUUCUUCAGAACUUCGACAGAUCCCAGGCCACCUUUGACCUUCUGGGUGACGAUCACAUGGUGCUCGGCCGGCUGGCGCACACGCUGGCCGUCUUGAUGUACUUUGCUGUCAACACUGCGGUGGCAGCUGUGAUGGGAAAGGCACUGCUCGAAUUUGUUUGGACCCUUCGCUUUCACACAGAUGCCUACGUGCGCCAGGGCCUUCUGUCUUCAGUCUCUUCUACGCUUCUCAGCAUCCCUGCUGAACGCCUUUUAGAAGACCUGGCGGAGGAACUUUUGGAGACCCAGGCCUGGCUGGCAGAUGUGGCAGAGCAGGACCCGGAUGGCGACUGCAGGAGUCUGGCCCUGCAGAACCUGCUCCUGAUGGAAAACCUGAAAAAGAAACUGGGAACGGUUCCUUUCGAGUGACGAGGACCCGACGAGAGAGGCGCUUCCCUGCACGGGGGUGCGCUGGUUGCAACUUCCCCAUGGCCACUACAGCUGUCAGCUCAGCACAGCAGCCACGGGACUUCCUCAAAGGCAUUUGCCCUGCAGCGGACAGUCUCCCCCUUUUGGAACUGACAAGAGCGUUCGAAUGACGGAAUGGUCUACCUACUAGUUCCUCUGACUGUUGGCUUUCAUUCACAAUUAAAAAAAAGAAGAAG
Messenger RNA from Sphaerodactylus townsendi, 2979 nucleotides. It is a transcript of the gene TELO2, whose product is annotated as telomere maintenance 2. Bases 257 to 2743 code for a protein of 828 amino acids. The record is from RefSeq and is a predicted model, not a curated record. The transcript has 21 exons. Gene Ontology annotation, cellular component: cytosol. Gene Ontology annotation, biological process: telomere maintenance via telomerase; protein stabilization. Gene Ontology annotation, molecular function: Hsp90 protein binding; telomeric repeat DNA binding. NCBI's taxonomy places the organism in Eukaryota, Metazoa, Chordata, Lepidosauria, Squamata, Sphaerodactylidae.